AUCAUACGUUCCUUCCUUCAUUUUCUUUUGUUUGCACUGAGAGAGUAGUUCACAGAUCGACGUCAUCUUAUCUCGAAUCCAAAGUUUACCAGAUCGCACGUAUGUAUGCGAUUUUUUUUCACCCUAUGUAUUUUGGAUAACGUCUAAUUCAGUGUGAUGACCUCCAAGAUCUCGGGAUGGUUUGUGCUAUCAGCUGUAUUCAUAGUGGCCGUAUUCGGCCUCUUCUUUACCUUCACAGAGCGAAAGACCUGGCCCGAACACAGAAUUGAACUCUCAGCCACUGACCAGAGAUUGAUACCACCAGCAUCUACUGUGUGGUGCGAAGCGAUUGCUCUCACCUCCGAUCAUCCUUUUGUAGCUUACCAGGUAAGCCAGUCUCCCCAUGUCAACGCCAACCAUCUUAAUAAACAGAAAGUGAGCGUCUCUUUGAAGUUGGGAGGAGGCAGAAGUCGAAACUCCUUCAAACUCAAAUAUUUUCUCCUCACAUCUUCAGUUCUUGAAAUCUACUCUUGUGCAUCACAAGAAGGAGCAAGACUACUGGUCUUUAAAGGUGAACACGGUGUUCAAGAAUAUUUGCAAAAGCUCUCAGAACAGCAGAAUUCCGAUGAUAGUUCGAUGGAAGAAGCAAGCUCAGAAGAGAUUCAAAUAUCGAAUCUAGACUGUUCAAAGAAUGAAUAUUUCUCAGCAUGUAGAAACAUGAAGAGGCAAAAAGAUUCUUCAUUGGUCAGUGAUUAUGCUGUGGCAGUGAGCGGUGAAGAAACAAUGUGUGAUGUGGUAUCUCAGAGACCAGUGAAAGUAAACAUCACCGCCGAUGGGUUCUACGUGAUUGUGGCCCUCAAUACCAAUAAAGAGAAGACCAAUCACUUCGGUCUUCAAUUGCUCAUCGACAGAUCCCGCUACACAAUCAUGAAGUCCGGACACUCCUUCGACAUGUGCAGCCUCUCAACGUCUUGCACCAUUGGUCUUUCUUUUGCAUCUGAUGACGGCGCACUGGUUUGGAUACCUGAAGAACCGAAUGCUGGUCGAUCUUCCUUCACCAUCCGAUCAAGGUGCAAGCCUAGGUUGGCAGUUUUUGCCAUUCUCUCUGUCUUCCUGCCCCUCAUGUUCUUCGUGCUGGUCGCCUUCUUUGUGAGGGCAGACAGAGAGAGGAUAAGGCGCAUUUACUCCAGGCAGUCGUCGUCGACCCUUCCGGCAGUGGCAGCUCCACUCCUUACCAUGCCUUUCAGAACAUCCUCCACCAGAACAGAACCUGAAGCGACGACGACGGCAUCUGAAGAACUCCCUCCCCCCUACCAUGCUGUCUUUGAUCCCCCUCCCCCCUACAGCUGCCUCAAGCCUGAAGACAACAAGUGAUUGAAAGACAUGCCUUGUGAAACAACUAGUCAACUUUUUACUCAGCAUUUCCUCUCAGUGUAAAUAUUUCAUUCUCGAAAAAAUAAAAACAUUAAAAGAUCUUUUUAA
This is a messenger RNA of Parasteatoda tepidariorum (common house spider), 1461 nucleotides long. RefSeq lists its product as uncharacterized. Lineage: Eukaryota; Metazoa; Arthropoda; Arachnida; Araneae; Theridiidae. The record is from RefSeq and is a predicted model, not a curated record.